Rotaria sordida is the source of this 366-nucleotide messenger RNA. The record is from the annotation of a GenBank genome assembly. NCBI's taxonomy places the organism in Eukaryota, Metazoa, Rotifera, Eurotatoria, Philodinida, Philodinidae.
GAUGGUCUUAAAUGGCAUGAAGCUUCAGCAGAGUCAUUGUCUUCUAAUCAAUCAUUACAUAUUACAAAUUUUCAAUUAUUAACAUCAUCAAAUUCAAUGAAUACAAAAUUUUUUCAUCAAUUUAGUACAUAUGAUAAACAUGAUGAAAAAUGUUUGAAUCAACCUAAUCAAGAACAUUGCUCAACAUUGGAUAUGAAAAGUUCUGAUAAAGAUACUAUUAUAAAUGGACAUUCAUUACAAAUUCUUCCAGAUAUUCAAUUACUAUUGGACGAAAAAGAUUUACCGAUAAUUCAAACAAAAUCACAAGAAAAUGAAACUGUUGAUCAACCAUCAAUUGAUAAUGAACUAUUUAUUAUUAAUACAUGA